Messenger RNA from Girardinichthys multiradiatus, 8912 nucleotides. Its product is annotated as synaptotagmin-2-like. NCBI's taxonomy places the organism in Eukaryota, Metazoa, Chordata, Actinopteri, Cyprinodontiformes, Goodeidae. The transcript is spliced from 11 exons. Gene Ontology annotation, cellular component: dense core granule; axon; synaptic vesicle membrane. Gene Ontology annotation, biological process: cellular response to calcium ion; regulation of dopamine secretion; calcium ion-regulated exocytosis of neurotransmitter. The record is from RefSeq and is a predicted model, not a curated record. Bases 472 to 1767 code for a protein of 431 amino acids. Gene Ontology annotation, molecular function: syntaxin binding; clathrin binding; calcium ion binding.
AGGAAGGAGGGGAAAAAAAAAACACGAUGAGUUGAGCGGGAGGGUUUCUUUUUCACCACAUAACUGACUGCCUUCCAAUUAAAGAAGAGAGCUUAUGUUAUUGAAAAGCUGAUUAGCCAAUUGGGAGGCAGCACAGGGUAAAGAUAGCACGAAAAAAGCAAGUGGGAGAGUGGGCAAGAGGACGAAAAAAAGAAAAAAAAAACUGCAGUGUGUGUAGUUUUGAUCCCUCCCCCCUGAGCAAAUCUUUACCAAAUUGUGGUACUUCAGUCUUGGGGAGCAUUUCAAUGGUUGUGAGGGUUUAUGUGGUGGAGUUCUCAGAGUAAAGUGUCUCGUAGUCCGCAGAGAAAGGGAACAGCUCAUUGUCAGGGGAAGCAUCCUGCACAGAAGGACUUUGGAGUGAAAACACUCUCAUUCUGAUAACUUCCAGCUCAGACUACAGAUUUUGGCUGGAGUGAGCGUGCAGCCUUAGUGAUGAAGUUUAACUUGUUCAAGCAACAAACAACGCCCAUGGUCGCAGCAAAACCAACGGGGGCCAGUGACUUGAGUGUUACUCCAGCCCCCGUAGCGUUAGUCUCCGCUGAGAACUCCACGGAGCCAGUCAACAAGAACGAUGCCUUUGAUGAGAUCAAAAACAAGUUCCUGAAUGAAAUUGACAAGAUUCCACUGCCAUCCUGGGCCAUCAUUGCCAUUGCCGUGGUCGCUGCUUUACUGAUUCUAACAUGUUGCUUCUGCAUCAUCAAGAAAUGCUGUUGCAAGAAGAAGAAGAACAAGAAGGGCAAGAAGGGGAAGGGUGACAUGGGGAUGAAGAACUUGAAAGGAGGAGAGAAACCCCAGGAUGAUGAUGAUGAGGAAGAUGAUGUGGAGCCAGGCCUAACUGGAGAUGAGAAAGAGGAAGAGGUGAAGGAGAAGGAAAAGCUUGGGAAGCUGCAGUACUCCAUUGAUUAUGAUUUCCAGGAAAACAAGCUUACAGUAGGCAUUCUGCAAGCAGCUGAUCUCAUCUCCAUGGACAGUGGGGGCACUUCAGACCCCUACGUUAGAGUCUUUGUCCUGCCUGAUAAGAAGAAAAAGUUUGACACAAAAGUACAUAAGAAAACACUCAACCCUGUCUUCAAUGAGACAUUCACUUUUAAGAUACCAUUCACCGAAAUGGGAGGGAAGACUCUGGUGAUGGCCGUCUAUGACUUUGACCGCUUCUCAAAACAUGACAUCAUUGGAGAAAUCAAGAUACCCAUGAACACGCUGGACCUUGCAAAACCAAUCGAAGAAUGGAGAGACCUUGACAGUGCUGAUCAAGAAGAGCCAGAAAAGCUUGGUGAUAUUUGCAUUUCUUUACGUUACGUCCCGACUGCUGGCAAACUCACCAUUUGUAUCCUGGAGGCUAAGAACCUAAAGAAAAUGGAUGUGGGAGGACUAUCAGAUCCUUAUGUAAAAAUUAAUCUCCUGCAAAAUGGAAAGAGGCUGAAGAAGAAGAAGACGACAGUGAAGAAGAAUACUUUGAAUCCUUACUACAAUGAGUCCUUCAGCUUUGAGAUUCCUCUUGAGCAAAUGCAGAAAAUCCAAGCUGUCAUCACAGUGUUGGAUUAUGACAAGAUUGGCAAGAACGACGCCAUUGGGAAGAUCUGGGUGGGAAGCAAGUCUACAGGAGCUGGGCUGAAACACUGGUCAGAUAUGCUGGCCAAUCCCCGCCGCCCGAUUGCACAGUGGCAUCCGUUGCAGCCAGAGGAAGAGGUGGAUGCCUCCCUAGCAGCGCUCAAUGCCAAGAAGUAAAAUUAAAAAACUCCCACCGCCUGCCCCCACACUUCCUACCUGUGCAUUUCCCAUCGUUUCACUUGUCCCACAUUUCAAUGUAUAUUCCAGAAGAAUACCCAAUCUGCUCCCUCCAGUACAUUUCUAUCCCAUAGCCAUCAAUUUAAAAGAUCCAUAGAAACUAUUUGACAUGAUGGGAAAUGUAGUUAAAAAGUCAUAUUCUAUUAAAUCAUGUCACUAAGAAAAGAAGACAAGUUGCAGGAUGGACAGAUACUCAGUUAUGUUUGCUUUAGAUCUAUUUUUAUAUUGGAGUCGUGGUUCCAUUAUUAAGCUUACAACCUAGACUACAAUAGGAGUUAUAUGGGAUUCUGGUGAUUUAGAGGGAUAACGCAUACAUUUACUCAUAUUAUACUUCUCACCCGUUUUCCCUUUAGUGACACAGUUUGCGUAGAAUAGUGCUUAACAAUAAAAAUGCUUUAUACUGCCAUAUGAUAGAGAAGCAACACAAGCAGGUCCAUUCCGUAGGUGUUUGGUGCACCAUUUCCCACACCUGCCAGUUAUCAUCCUAGAUGAUUCUGUUAGUUGGAAGUACAUUCCUAGAGUUGGGUAGCAAGUAGGAAUUAGGUCCAGUUACCCACAAACACUGCCUUUUUGGAUUAAUUACCCUUCCGCUCAUCGUCUCAGGAGAACUGAGAGGGAAACUCCAUGCCUUUUUUUUCUAAACGGGUUCUUAUUACUAUCAGUUAAAACGCGUGUUGAGAAAAAUAAUGUUACAUUAGAGUUCUGGUUACCUUAGGCUUAUGACUGAUGUUAGAUCAACCACAAAUUACUGAGUUAUAUGGAGGGUAUGACAGAUAAUUUGCAAACAAUACGUGUGCUUGUGUAUUUUAAAUAGUAUUAAAAAAGCACCAUCUAUCAUCUGUACUACAAAAAAAGCUUGGAAAUACCAGAGCGGCUACAAAAAUAGAGACUGAUCCUAACCACCACUGACAUUAUAUUUACAAGGUGUCGAUUACUGCCUACAGCCUUCGAUGUCCCCCUCCCGACGCCUUCAAUUCUGUUUCUCACUUGUUCAGUGUUACUGCCAUUAGUCAUGGACUUGACACAAGGAUUUUUACUUCAAAGGAAUCCCUAUAACCGUCUUACAGUCAUAAAGGAGACAAGCCUUCCAAGUAACAAAAUAAGCAAUUUUCAACUACCAGGGACGCCUUCCAGUUAGAGGUGUUGUUCUCUUCCUUUCCCUUCUUAUUCUACUUUUCUUCUACUUAAUAAUUUGGUUUAACUUCAAACACAUUUAUUCCUUAUGCACUUUAAUUCCUAAUGUUUUGUGUACAUAUGCUCAGAGGUCAGAGUUUUAAAAUUUUAAGGAGAUUAAUUUUGUUGCUUUUGCUUCUGCUUACUUUGGCCUCAACUUAUAUGUGUGUGUUUAAAUUAUUUUGAUUAUAAAUAUUUCACUUGAUUGCAAAAAGUCUGGUCUGGAAAAAAAUCACACUGAUCCAAGUGUAUUUUAUGCACAGCUUAUCAGACUGUUGAUUAUGAAUUGCACUAGUGGGUCUUGUUUUGUUUUGUAGUUCCUGACACUAUUCUUGGAUGUGUGUUUUUCCUUUUCCUGAAUGAUAUAAUGUGAUGAAAUGUAUCGUUUCUGAGGCAGACACAGACAGGUCUUGUCUUAUAAAUGUGUGGGAAAAGAAACACAUUUGAGUUCAGUGCUGCUUUGUGGUCUCUUCAGAGUAAAACAGUGCAGUAUAGAGAGCCAAAGUCUGUGCCACAUAACCUUAACUGACGUUGUGACCAAUUUUACCCCUUUUACUAAUUAAUUAUGAUAACCUCUCUUAAAAAGUGCUUUCAGUUUCACAUCUACUCUGGUGGACAACUGUGUUUAGAGCCUGAAAAAUCAGUGUGACUCUUUGUUAAUACAGCUAAAGAACACAAAACCAAGUCUCCCACUCUGAAAUUGGUUUUCUUUGAGCUUCCAGAGAUUUUCCUUUCCAUAUCUUUGAUCGCAAAUCCUCAUAUUCCUCAUCUAUACAUAGUGUAGCCCAAAAAGUCUUUCUCUAAGAGACGUUCUUAGGCCCUGUCACAAGCAAACUCAUAAAACUUAGCUCCACCAGCAUCAGCCUUACAAAAUAAAGACACUACCUGUAACUCAGACAACAACACAAAUGUGUGAAACAAAUACUUCAUUGGUUACCAAAAAAAAACAAACUAUAGGCUACAGUAUGAUAACAAAAAUGCAUUUUUUUCCUGCAGAAACAGUAACUCCUCUUGAAGUAUUUUCAAGUACAGUAUUGUAUCAAUACAAGCAGAAAUGCCAGUGAUGCAUGAUUUCUACUUAAAUGGAAACAUGAUUAUUUACAGUUUUCUACCAAUACAAAAUCAAUACUCAAAGUGUAACAGUCCUUUGUUGUUAAUUGAUGCUACCAAUAUUUCUAUCUGUAAGUGUUUCACACAAAAUAAAUACUUACAAGAUAUUAGCUAGGUGUUCUGCAUUUUGUUUUUUGUCAAGUUUUUGGCCAGUAGCAGAAUACAGAGAGGCACACUAAAAGUGGUUUAUUUGGAAGUGUACCAUCAACAAUAUUUAGCUUCUUAAUAGAGGUCAACUGUAGUGGCCACUAUGCAUGAAGGGGUUAAAUAAUGAUUACGCUAUGAGUAGCCCUUAUGCACAUGGCAGCAGCAUGUUAUUCACAUUCACUAAAAUAUUUUAUUGUUUUUAAAUACAAAUUGGAUUUCAUUUAUGGAACCAUUUAAUUACUAACAACUCUGACUUAUGAGAAACUGUGCUCUUUAGAGAUACCCUGAAAAUAUAUUUUAUUAACAAAUACAUAACAUUUUCUUUUACAUUAAUAACUUUCUUUCCAGUGUUAGUAGUUGUAAAUGUCAAUGAGAUCCUUUGGCUCUUUAUAUUUGUACACUGUGAUUCUGAGACAAAUGUUUGAGGGCAAACUCCGGUCUGUAAUAGUUACCACACCAUUGGAACUCAUCACCUCUCAAUAAACUUCCUAGUCAGUUCAAGGUCUAAUAGGUUUUGUAAGCAUUAUGCUUUCUCACAAGAAAACUACCAGUUAGCUUUGUGCAAUUUUUAGCAAAUGCUGUUACUUUUUUUAUCAUUGCAUUUGUUGGUGAAACUUUUUUUAUUUAGUUAGUUUUUCUAUGUCCUUUUUUCUAACAAUCAAGACCAAAUUUCUGUUUGCACAAUUCUUUCUUUUUGAAGCAACACUAAAGAAAAAGGCGACAUGGAAGCAAUCAAGCAACUCAUUAAUGUGUAGUUUUGCCUAUAUAAAUAGUUCAUACAAGUUGAUACUGCAUGUUUAUAAGAACUACUGUACAUAAGAGCAUGUUUUAGAGACGAAGCAAAAAUAUCUUGUGUACGUUAAAUGGGUGUCAUUUGCCAUUUUAAUAACACAGCAAACUGAAAAAAAGAUGCACUGUAUAUUUUCUACACAGAGCAAAGUGUGUAUUUAUUUUCCAUGAGGGUCACUGGAGAGAAUGUUAGAGUACUAUUACAAAUAGGAAUCUUUCCACGCCUGAAAACUCUUAAGCAAGUGUGUCGUCCAGUGCUGUGUGUGAGUUCAUGUAGGAAGAAAAAUGUAGCCGCAUGCUUGCUGUAUAAUUCCCUGUGCUCAGAGGUUUUUGUUUGGCACUUCUUAUUUGGCAUUCAUUUUGUUAUAGUACCUUUAAAAAUAUUAGCGUUUGUUUAUAAAAUUAUACUGCCGUUUCUAUUUUUUAUUUAAGAAAAUGUGUUAUAUUUAUGUUUACUUUGAAGAGGGGGAUUUCCAAGUCUGCAGGAGGAUUUCUUUUUUUUUUAUGGAUGCAGAUUAACUUGAUGUUUUUUUCUGAAAUAGCUCAUUAGAAUAAAUAAAUAAAUAAAUUGAUUCUAUGAGUUAUUUAUGCCAGCACUAGCCAAGACUAAAGUCUUAUAGACCAUAGGUUGCAUUUCAAGGGCCAAACUGUGAAGAAGCCCUUUCAACUGAACACAAAGGACUUGGAGUCCUCUUUUUUUUCCUAAUUUAUUGUUGCUAUAAUUUUUAAUCAGAAAAUUAUUUUUCUCUUUCUGUUUGACUGACCUGAUACACGUUACAGAUUGUGUCUGUUUUACUCUGUUACUAUACAAUAGGUGUACUUGUAAACAAAGUAAAUUAAUAAGAUAAAAACUAAAGCCAUAAAACUCAAGCACUAACUCUUUAGAGCUUAGCUGAACAGCUAAAGUUUAUUUAUAAGGGAAGGAAAAUCUGACAUCUUUAUUUUUCCAUGAAUAAUGUUCAUUCUUACGUUCCUUUCCUGAAAUCUUUGUUCAUCAAGAAGGGGAAAACCAUUUUACUGUAUGUGUGAGCGUGGAGAACAGCUGCAAGUUUUGGAGAGCGAUUGUGUCUUUUUUUCUUAUUUCAGAACAGCUGAUGUAAUAAUUUCUUUGAUGAUUUCACAGGAUUGUGUUUAGUAAUAUUUUAUUAGUAUAAAUAAAUAAAAAAAGGUUUAAUACCUUAGGUUCUCAGUAGUAAUACUAAAACUAUGUCUAUGAGAGUAUGUUCAGAGCAACCUGGGUCAUGGAUCCACUUUCGUUUCUCCCACUUUGGAAGAAUGUACUUAUACAAUCAAAUAAUAAAAAAAAAAAAAAAAAAAAAAAAAACACACUGUAUUGUUCUUUUGGGGCGUGUUGCAGCAGUUUUUGUUCCUAACAACUGCCUGGCAAGAAUGAAUAAAUUAAAAUUAGAAACCUGAACCUGUGCAACCUAGGAUUUGUGGUUGAAUCCCUCCCAAAGAACUAUGCAUAUGUUAUUUUUCACAAAUUUAUGUCCACAGUAAUAAAGCUUGCUUUCUUGCCCUGAGUUGUAUACAAAACGCUCUCACUUAAAUACAAAAUUAGGAUUAAUCAGCUUUCUCUGAAGGCACAUCCAUAUGCUGAUGUUGCCCAAUCAAACAAACUUCUUUUACAUUAAAACUGAAACUGAAUCUGGAUCUCCUAGACUACGAGUCUGCAACCUGUGACUCCAGAGCCACUUUUUGGCUCUUUGGCCCCUUCACAGAGGCUCUUCAUAACUCCAACAAAAAUUCUAUAGAAAAGGGAAGCACGUUUAAUUAUGCAAAUGUAAAGGCAGGUUUUAGUGGCUCGUUUACAUGUUUUAAUGAAAUAGCUGCAUCAAAGUUCUAGAAUGGAAAGAUGCUAAUAGUAUAUUUUUUUUAAAUUUCUUUCAAGAUUUUUUUAAGUGUGCUAUCUUUAUCUAUUUAUUUAUUUAGUUAUAUGAAACAGAUUUUUUGAAAUUUCUCUUAAAAUAUUGUUUUCCUUGUUGAAAAAUCUAAAUAAAAAAAGAAUUGUUUUUGCUUGCUUAUAUUUACAAUAACACUUAAUUUUAUUUAGAAAACCUAAUAUAUAUAUAUAUAUAUAUAUAUAUAUAUAUAUAUAUAUACAUAUAUAUAUAUAUAUAUAAAUUUCCAAGAAUCAAGAGGGUUUCUACAGCUCUUGGCAAAUUAAAUUUUUUAGAAACAAGGGCAAAAGUGGCUCUUUGGAUUUAAAAUGUUGCUGUUCCCUGUCCUAGGCAAACUAACCAGCAUCCAUAGAAGUUUAAAAUGCCAGCAUAUGUGACGUUACAAUGUUUUAGGUUAUAACAAUAAAACUGGAACAUUUUACCCAGAAUGUGUGAAAACUCUUGACAAGAAAGCAAACAAGCCCAUAUUUUCUAAAGAGUUGAAGUAUUUAAGUGUGAUCUAAGCUGCUAAGUUUUCCUUAAUUAAUCUGCCACAUCUGUUAUGACAAGAGUCUUAAUGUGUUACAUAAAACUGAUGCUUCACAUUGUCUUAAUGCAAUACAGUGAUAAUCAGUGUCCCAUCAAUGUUACUGACUGUGACCAAAUGAUGCACUGAGAGCAGGUUAUAUGUGAGAUUUUAGUGAAUUUUAGAAAUACUGCCACCACCUGAUUACAGCUGCCAGCAUUUAUCUCAACAGUUUAAGUCUGCACAGCCAAGAUAACAGGGAAAAUAAUGCAGAAAAGCACCAAAUAUAUAUAAAAAAAUCAUCACAGGAACAUUAAUUUCCUUUUAAAGUUUGGGUCACCACAGUCACAAGAUCAUCAAAUGAUAUGGGGGACUGAGACUGGUGAGCCAUGGUUGUGCUCUUGUGUAUGUGAAAAAUAUAAAUAAUAUCCGAGGCAUUGCCUAAAGAGUGUUGGAAUAUAUAGCUUUCAUUAACUGUCUGUGCGCAUAUUGUUAUGUUUUUUUAUGUAUGAGUAAAACAGUACAAAUAACAGUCUUAUGGUUUAAAAAAGGCUAGUGAUCUGUUUCCCUGAUUGCUGUGUACAUGUAUAUUAACUUAUGCACAAAUACAUCUGAAGCUGCCCGGCUUCAGCUGUGCAAAGACAGUUUUAGAGCACUUCUCACACAUAUGUGAUUUGUUUUUGUCUUGUUUUGCUUUUGAACAAACACUGGGAUUUAAAAAGGGAAACCGUCCAAAGUUUGCUCCAUUUGAGAAACAAAACUGGAUAUCUAGACAAAGGCAUCGCUUUGAAACAUGCUGGUUCUCCGUUAGUGGCUGUAUUUCUUCUUUGUCUUUUCGUGCAUAGGUGUAAACAGUUUUGUUGUUUAUUUUUUUUAAUUCUGUGUAUCUCUAAUGCAGAAUGUGUUUUAAGCGAUGGCACAGAUUUGUCUCCAUGCUCUCUUUUCAUUCGCUUUUGUUUGAUGUUUGAAAUAGGAAUCUGACUCUGCUUUUGCAGAGCAUAAAGAUUGCCGGCCUUCAUGUUUACAACAUGGAAAUACUGUAUACUGCCAAACAUGCAGGGCCGUACCAAACUCCCCUCUUGAGCACUCAGUUCUCCGCUUCUCAUCAAAGAUGCAGCUGUAUUCUCGAGACUCCUUUGUUUUCCCAGCCUCACCUUCUUCUCUUCAUUCUCUUUUAAAGCAUUGGAGGACAGUCAGGUUAUGUCCCCUAGCUGUGUUUCUUCGUGUCUAGUGUUGUGGUGCGCGUGUUCAUGUCAGUACUUGUGCCUACUGUGGAUCGCAUGCUUUAGCCUUUGACUGGACACAAACAUUGCUCACAAACUCCUCUUGACCCUUAUGUGGACAUACGUUGGGGUUCCUUCUGAAGUUAUCAAGGGAACCAAAUAACUUAUUACAAAAUUUGUCAUAUGUGUUGCCAGUUCUGUAAAAACAAAUAGGAAAUAAAGGCCUUUUAAUAACCA